AUGUCAGCAACCUCGCCACACUACAGGUCCCCUCAUCCGACCAGUGAUGCCUAUGGUCCCCCGUAUGACCCACAUGCAUCCCAUCAAGCGUUAACAAAUGCGAGGGGAGCUAGACCCAAAGAGACAUAUUCCUCCCCCGAGUAUGUGUAUACGAAUGAGGUGUCAACAUAUCGUCGACCAUGGUGGAUGUUAGGCUUUGAGAAAAAGAUGACACCAGUACUUUUUGUAAUAUUCGGGGGUGCUAUUCUUGGAUUUUCACUCUCAAGAACACCCAUGUUGAAUUUCAAUCGGUUGCUUCAGAUGACCACGCCAGGGGAGGGAUUUUGGUAUGAGCAGGCACCCUUCAAAGCCAAUAUCAUAAUACACAUAUUCACAAGUUUGCCUGCGAGUUUCUUCUCAGUCUUCCUAUUUUUGCCGAUCACUUGGAAGCGCUGGCCUAAAUUCCAUAGCAUAUUUGGUUAUAUUCUGUCCCUCCUACUCGUGAUCAGUCUCGUAUGCGGUUCAAUUCUUGGAAGGCGCGCUCAAGGGGGCGACCUCAAUAUGCAGUCUGCCGUGUACAUGCUUGGUUCGGCUUCGGCAUACGCAGUCGUCAUGGGGUGCUUGGAAGCUAGGCGUGGAGCCAUCGACAUGCACCGAGAAUACAUGUUGCGCGCUUGGUUCUAUAAUGGAGCCUUCGUCACGACUCGUGUCACCGCACUCAUCUCUGCACAUAUCAUCACUGCCAUAAAUGGAUACUUCUCCCUCUGGAAAUGUGCCGAAGUUGGUUACGUACUAAAGACCAGAGAGGCUCUCAUCCAAGCCUAUCCCGAGUGUGGAACUUCGACAGCUCUGGAGAAACCAAAGUGGACUCACGUCGCGGUUCACGCCUCCUGGAAUGAAGGUCCCUUGGGUAGGGGAUCUGCGAGCCGCGCGAGUUUUGGUAUGGCGCUCUGGGUAGCCAUGUUUCUUCAUAUUCUCGGAAUCGAGCUCUAUUUGCGGUAUACCCAGGACGAGUCGAAGAAAUGGCGUGAGUGGUCUGAGAGGAGAGCUAAUGGGCAAGAUCAAACGGAGUUACCAAAUAGAAUGCCUCGGUAUGGGGAUUGUUUAAUAGAUGUCACUCCACUUCUGAAACACUCUAAUUCUCAAUAG
Messenger RNA from Rhizoctonia solani, 1128 nucleotides. RefSeq lists its product as uncharacterized. Lineage: Eukaryota; Fungi; Basidiomycota; Agaricomycetes; Cantharellales; Ceratobasidiaceae. The transcript is spliced from 8 exons. Bases 1 to 1128 code for a protein of 375 amino acids. The record is from RefSeq and is a predicted model, not a curated record.